This is a messenger RNA of Falco peregrinus (peregrine falcon), 1710 nucleotides long. RefSeq names its product cyclin-dependent kinase 4 inhibitor B-like. The record is from RefSeq and is a predicted model, not a curated record. Bases 81 to 830 code for a protein of 249 amino acids. The transcript has 2 exons. Gene Ontology annotation, biological process: regulation of cyclin-dependent protein serine/threonine kinase activity; negative regulation of cell population proliferation. Lineage: Eukaryota; Metazoa; Chordata; Aves; Falconiformes; Falconidae. Gene Ontology annotation, cellular component: nucleus. Gene Ontology annotation, molecular function: cyclin-dependent protein serine/threonine kinase inhibitor activity; protein kinase binding.
GCGAAAUGGGGAGUCGAAAUUAGUCAAACGGAAAAGAAAGAAAAAAAAAAAAAAGAAGAAAAAAAAAUCCUCUCCAAUGAAUGGAGGGUGAGAGGGCCGAUUCACCGGUGGGGCCCCGGCGGGGAGGUAUUUCUUGUGCGACAGGCCGGGGGCUCCCCCGCACCCAUGACCCCCCGGAUAAGGUGCACUGUCCGCUUUCGGCGCGCCCGCAGCCUGCGCCGGGCCCGGGCCCUGGGAUGGCGCAUCCUCCGCGGUGUCGUCGGGGCGCUGGGGCGGCGCUGGCCGCCGCGCCUCGCUCUGCUACUGGUCCUGCGGAGGAGGCGCCGCGGGAGCCCCCGGCCCAGGUGAUGAUGCUGGGCAGCCCGCGGGUGGCCGAGCUGCUGCUGCAGCGCGGAGCCGACCCCAACCGCCCCGACCCGAGCACCGGCUGCUUCCCGGUGCACGACGCGGCCAGCGCCGGCUUCCUGGAGACGCUGGAGGCACUGCACCGCGCCGGGGCGCGGCUCGACCUGCCCGACGGCUUCGGCCGCCUCCCGCUCGACGUGGCGGCGGGGGGCCCGCACGGACCGGUGGGCCGCUACCUGCGACACCCGCCGCCCCUCCACGCUGCCGCACCGGGAGACGGGCCGGCCGCGGAGGGGGCUGUGCACUGGCACGCCCGCGGCGGUCGCCCCUGCUGGCCGCCGUCGCCGCCACGCCGCGCCGCCCCUCCUGAAGCCCCGGUGGCAGCCGCCCCCCGCCAAGACCUCCUCCCCCCGUGCCGUGCGCGCAUCUCCGAGGAAGGUACCGGGCAGGUCCUCCCCGCCGUCGAGGCACCCAGCGAGCGCUGACGGCUGACGAUGCUCCAGGCAGCCCAGCUGCUGGGGAGGGUCUGCCUCUGCCCCUCUGCCCCAGAGCUUCUCCCUCACCCCCGGGGCACUCCGUGUCCUGCUUCUGCCAGGCUAUGCAUGCUGAUGAAAUCUUUAAGGAAAAGCGGAAGGGACCAAAAGAGGGCCGCAGGGAGACCUCCUGGUUCUCCCCUCCGCAGGUUCACCGGCGGGCAGGGAACAAGCGGCAAACUGCUCUCCGGUGCCCCGCGGGGCAAUGGGGGGAAGGGGGAAGGGAAUUUCGUCGUUUCUUCCCUCCAUUGUUAAUUUGAUGCGGUUUAGAGAAGUGAGAACGCUUUGCAUUUUCGUGAUACCUUUAGAUUCCUUUAUAUAGCUCUUCAAAAUAGUGAACACCUUAGCCAACCCGUUUACAAAAUCAAUUAAUCUUCAAAUCCGCCCCUUCACCAUCCCGCUCGACUCAGAGAGUCUUAAAAUAUUUAACACUGUUCGAGAUUAUAGUUUGGGAACAGCUAUACGUAUUAUGUAUAGAUGUAUUCAUUCAUGAAAGUUAUCCAUGUGAGAAACCAAUUGGUGAUCCUUUAGUUACCGCGCAGAUUUAACAUUUGGACAUAUCUUGUUGAUUCAGAAGAUCUGGGCAAUGAGCUCGGUAUUUUUAAGACGGCUUUCCUUGUCUCCAAACCAGAUAAUCACAGAGCUUGGAUCUGGAUUUCUUCACCGGCAUUGGCUCUGUUUUUCCCACGCGAUUUCCAUGGUCUACCCAAUGUUGGUACCACUUACGUGUGAUUAAAUACCUGUUAUUAUUCAACAGCAAAAUAGGAAAGAGGUUGGCUUAAAAAAAAAUAAUCCUUGUGUUCAACUAUUAAAUGCCCUGUACGCAGCAAUA